Molecule: messenger RNA, 396 nt
Organism: Geodia barretti
Lineage: Eukaryota; Metazoa; Porifera; Demospongiae; Tetractinellida; Geodiidae
Source: the annotation of a GenBank genome assembly
GUUUAUGACACGCCUUCCAAGAGCCUCCUGUUCAACACCAACGAGAGGGUGGAGCUGUUCGAGCAGGCAAGCUCCCACAUCCCCAACGUGCGGGUGGUCAAAUACUCGGGCCUGACCGUCCGUUACGCCAAAGAGAUCGGCGCGGAUGUCGUGGUCAGAGGUCUGCGAAGCGGAUAUGACUUCGAGUACGAAUUUGAGAUGGCCUUCAUGAACAGUAAGCUGGAGCCCGAAGUGGACCUAGUUUGCUUUAUGACCUCACAAGACUACGUGUUUGUGAGUGCCAGUCUUUUGAAGGAGGUAGCCAGGCUAGGUGGAGAUAUCAGGGAGAUGGUCCCUCCCAACGUGGCGGAAGCUCUGUAUUCGAAAUUCGAAAACCCGGUCCUUGAAGGGCAGUGA